Molecule: messenger RNA, 1332 nt
Organism: Closterium sp. Naga37s-1
Lineage: Eukaryota; Viridiplantae; Streptophyta; Zygnematophyceae; Desmidiales; Closteriaceae
Source: the annotation of a GenBank genome assembly
AUGGUGCUGUCGCGCACGACGUCGGAGGAUCGCAACAAGGAGGACGCGGUCCUGGAGCCCGUCUUCGCCAACCGAUACAUGCAGCAACCCGUCAAACGGCACGUGUUCCCGGCGGACGAGAUGCCGCGCGAGGUGGCGUAUCAGAUCGUGGCGGACAUGCUAGAGAUGGACGGCAAGCCGCGCCUCAAACUGGCGUCGUUCGUCACCACGUGGAUGGAGCCCGACGCCGAGCGCCUCAUGACCGCGUCGCUCAACAAGAACGCCAUCGAUCUCGCCGAGUACCCCGCCUGCGCGCACAUCCAGGAGCUGUGUUUGAACAUGCUGGCGCGGCUGUACCACGCGCCGCUAACCGAGGGGCAGACGGCCGUGGGCACGGCCACCAUCGGCAGCAGCGAGGCCAUCAUGCUCGCAGGCCUGGCAAUGAAGCGGAGGUGGGUGAAGUUUCGAAAGGACAAGGGCCUUCCCACAGACAGCCCAAACCUAGUAGUGGGCGCCAACACGCACGUGGUUGUGGAAAAGUUUGCCAACUAUUUCGACGUGGAGCUGCGCAUGGUGCCCGUCACGCCCGAGUGUCCGUGCCUGCGCGUGGGCGAGGCGGUGAAGCUGUGCGACGAGAGGACUAUUGGAGUGGUGCCUAUUCUGGGCAGCACGUACACGGGGCACUUUGAGGACGUGCAGGGACUGGACGAGGCGCUGAGGAAGCUGGACUUGCCGCACGGCUGGCAGGUCCCAAUCCACGUGGAUGCAGCGAGCGGCGGCUUCAUCGCGCCGUUCCUGUACCCGUCCCUCGCGUGGGACUUCCGCCUGCCAUCCGUGCUGUCCAUCAGUGUGAGCGGGCACAAGUACGGGCUCACGUACCCGGGCAUCGCAUGGCUGCUGUUCCGCAACGACCGCUGCCUGCCGCAGGAGCUCAUUUAUCACGUGGACUACCUGGGCGAGGACCAGCCCACGUUCACGCUCAACUUCUCCCGCGGGGGGUGUGUGGGGUGUGGGAGUGAGGAGGAGGCACGGGGUGAUGUAGGGGGGUGUUUGGGGUGUGGGAGUGAGGAGGAGGCACGGGGUGAUGUAGGGGGGUGUUUGGGGUGUGGGAGUGAGGAGGAGGCACGGGGUGAUGUAGGCGCAGCGCAAAUUGUCGGGCAGUACUACCAGUUCCUUCGCCUCGGCUUCAAGGGCUACCGGCGGGUGAUGGAGAACUGUGCAGAGGUGGCGGACUCGCUGCAGGAGCAGCUGGAGGCAACGGGCAUGUUCCACAUUCUAUCGGACACCAACAUGGGCAUCCCCCUCGUCGCCUUCCGCUUCAAACCGCACUCGUACGUGUUGGGAGGGGGGUAG